CGGGAGGCGGUGGCGGUAGGAAGCCUGAGGCUGCGGGGUGACAGGUAGGCGGCGGUGCCGUCUUCGGCUGGCGAGGCGGGGGCGCGCGCGGAGCCUGGGGAAGAGGGUUUCCUUCUCCGGCUGCGGACACGGCGGCCGGGAGCUGACGGAGAGUUGGAAAAUAUUUAACUCUCAACAAAUGAAUUCCAUACUUGAACUCUGCCACAUUCCUGUGCCACCUCCUCCUUUAGAAAACUGAUCUUAAGACAGAGAUAAAAAGAAGAAUAGAAGGUAACAGAAGAUGCUGGGAUCAGAACAAGCUGUUGUAGAAGAAUGGUUAUCAGAGUUCAAGGCAUUACCUGACACUCAGAUCACCAGUUAUGCAGCAACUUUACACCGGAAAAAAGCACUUGUACCAGCACUCUAUAAAGUUAUUCAAGACUCAAACAAUGAGCUCCUGGAGCCUGUCUGCCACCAAUUGUUUGAGCUCUAUCGUAGCUCUGAAGUCCGACUUAAGAGGUUCACACUGCAGUUCCUGCCUGAAUUGAUAUGGGUGUACUUGCGACUUACAGUUAGUCGAGACAGGCAGAGUAAUGGCUGCAUUGAAGCACUUCUCCUAGGAAUUUAUAAUUUGGAAAUUGCUGAUAAAGAUGGAAACAAUAAAGUGUUGUCUUUCACUAUCCCUUCAUUAUCCAAGCCUUCAAUAUACCAUGAACCUUCAACCAUUGGUUCCAUGGCUUUGACAGAAGGGGCAUUAUGUCAGCAUGACCUCAUCAGAGUUGUCUAUAGUGACCUUCAUCCUCAGAGAGAAACAUUCACUGCACAAAACCGAUUCGAAGUCCUGAGUUUUCUCAUGCUAUGCUAUAAUUCAGCCAUUGUGUAUAUGCCUGCUUCAUCUUACCAAUCCCUUUGUCGAAUGGGUUCCAGGGUUUGUGUAAGUGGAUUUCCACGGCAACAGGAGAAACAGUGGAAGGAACUCUGUGGUCGAAUAGUAUUAGACCCUGAAUUUAUGGUGCAGCUACUCACUGGACUUUACUAUGCUAUGUAUAAUGGACAGUGGGACCUUGGCCAGGAAGUACUUGAUGACAUCAUUUAUAGAGCUCAGCUAGAACUCUUUUCUCAGCCACUCUUGGUGGCCAAUGCCAUGAAAAACUCAUUACCAUUUGAUGCACCUGAUUCUUCACAAGAAGGCCAGAAAGUACUUAAAGUGGAAGUCACUCCGACAGUGCCGAGGAUCUCUCGGACUGCAAUUACAACAGCUUCAAUCCGUCGCCACAGAUGGAGAAGAGAAGAUGGCUUUGACUUCUCAAACGAGGCUGACUCGAGUAUUCCUGGCUCCCCGAUCCAACACGGCUCCACUGACCUAGGGAUCAAACGUGUGCAAGAGGGGGAGGUGCUGGUGCGCAGGACCCCUGAGCAUGGCUCGUCGGAGCCCAACUCAGCAGCAGCCACAACAGAGGGUGCUGAGGGUCUAAAUGGAGGAGAGGAGUCUUUAAACAUGAAUGAUGCAGAUGAAGGGUUUUCAUCAGGGGCUUCCCUCAGCAGCCAGCCGCAUGGGACCAAGCAACCCUCCUCCUCUCAGAGGGGAAGCUUACGGAAAGCAGCAACUGGGCGGUCUGCUGUCAAAUCCAACGAGAGCCCUCGAGAUUCAGCAGUUCGCAAGCAGUUUGUACAACAACCAGCCGAUCUUAGUAUAGAUUCUGUUGAGCUGACACCGAUGAAGAAACACCUGAGCCUGCCUGCUGGCCAGGUGGUGCCAAAAACCAAUAGUUUAAGUCUAAUUCGGACAGCCAGUGCUUCCUCAAGUAAAUCAUUUGACUAUGUAAAUGGCAGUCAAGCAAGUACCAGCAUUGGGGUUGGCACUGAGGGAGUUACUAAUCUAGCAGCUACAAAUGCUAAUCGAUAUUCAACUAUCAGUCUACAAGAAGACCGGCUAGGUCAUGCUGGUGAAGGUAAAGAGCUCCUCAGCCCAGGAGCCCCCUUAACCAAGCAGUCUCGAUCCCCAAGUUUCAAUAUGCAGCUAAUAUCCCAGGUGUAGUUUUGAUGUCCCCUCAUUCUGCUUACAUUUUAAACUGAACAUUUCAUUGUGCAAGACACUUCAUCCCACAUUGUGAAAAAAUGUCGUUGUAAUCAGAUCUGAUUUAGCUUAGGUAUCUUCAUACUGUAUUUUGUAUGGAAACAGCAAUAAGGUUUUCUUUUCCCUUCUUUAACCUCUCCACCUCUUCCUUGUAAAUGUGUUUGUGAAGCAGUGUAAAAUGUUUGCCUUUCCCAGGCCUUUCUUUCUCCUUGGGUGAUGUGCAAUCCAUCGUAGGCUGAUCGGUCCCAUUUCAACACUGUGAGACUGAGGGUAUGUUAGAGGAAAUGGUGUAUAUGAUCCCUAUGAAAUGAUUCUUUGGCUUUUGUUUAAAAAAAAAACGGGUUUGUUCACAUAAUCUAUGGAACUAUGAAGAUAACUGGAUCAUAUUUUUUUUCUCUCUUAACCAGGAGUGCCUCAGAGAUUCUGCUAUGACUUUGGGCUUCUCUGAGUCUGUGCAAUGUGUAUUCUUGAGAAGCAUGGGGGAAGGUGGUGGACUGCUGCAGUUUUUCAUUAAAAUGAGGCGAACUGCCCCCUCUUUAUCCCAAGGACAUAAAGGUUUAAUUAUUGAGGCAUUUAAAUCAACUUGUGACCACCCCUAUUGGAGGGCGGGGCUCUAAGUUGAUUGUGUAAUGAUAAUGCACUUUCUCAAUGGCUCUCUAGUCAUUAACAACAUGUCUUCCCUCUUCCCACAAGGACUUAAGGACAUUUCUUGUCUUUAAAGUUUGAGCUUACAAAUCAGAGACUCCAAGGGGCAUGUUCUAUUUCCUAGGAAUGAUUGAUAUUAUGGUGCUGGGGUUUUGUGGGGGAAGGGUGUUCUUUGUUUAGUUUUUGUGAGAUUGUAUAUGGGGUGAAGUUAUAAUUGUUUUCUUUUUUUCCUUUCCUUUGUGAGUUGAUGAUGACUGAAGUAGAAACUGUACAUCUUCAGGUAAAAAGAGGGAUUUCUCAGUCCACUUUCUGUGAUGUCAGACUAUUGGAGAAACCCUUUCAGCUGCUUCCUAGAUGUACCUCAAUUCAGUCAGAUAUUGGAUAAAGAAACCUAAAGUCCUGAGAUCAUAUACUCCAAGGAAAUACAUCAGGGAUAGAUAAUUGGUUGAAAACACUGAUGCUUCAAUGUGACACAUUUUUAUAGAACAUUUCUACCAGAGGGUACUGACUUGAUUUCUCCACAAGGACCACACUGCCUUUGUGUUUAAUGCAAUUUGUGUAUCUUCUGAGUAUCUGCAAAGUUUCUUGUUUUUUAUAAAACUUUGAAAUCCUGCCAGUAAGCUAGAUGUUGAAUGUAAGUAGCAUUUGGUAACUGCUAAGAGGCUCCAAAAAUACAUUAUCAGUUUAAACUUGUUUGUUGUGAUUUGGUUGGGAAGAUUUUCUUAGAUAAUCUCUUCUGGGUCUCAGGCUUUGUUUGAAAAAGAAGGGAAUAUAUUGGGAUUUUGAAAAUCAGUAUUGUGACUUCAACUGCUAUGAAUUAUUUAUCUCAAAUAUGAAUUACAUAUGCCCUCAUACAUGUAGACAUUUUAUGUGUUAUUGUGAAAGAAAAUUACACUGCCUUUAUAGAAAGCAAGUGUUCUCUUAAUUGACAAAGUUGUUUUAUCUCUAUUUACAGUAGAAUUUGAUAAAUUAAAUAACCAGGAAAAUGCCUCUUUUUUUCCCUACACAUAAACCACCACUUUUGGAAGAGUUGUUUGUCUGUUUGUUUAUUUGUUUAGGCGGUUUUGUGUCAGAAUAAUUUUUAAUUAGAUUUGAUAGUCUAUAACAUCUUUCAGCUCCCAGCAAAACGGAACCUCGGCUAUUAUCCAUAUCAUUGCCAAACUUUGGAAUAAAGCUAAAAGCUAAUAUGUGAUUUAUUGAUUUUUAUAGUUAGUGUAUGGUAUGUAUAUGCAUUUGUCACAGAUUUAGCCCUAUUUCUAAUAAUUUAACUAAGAGAUACCAAUUAAUCUAAAAAAAAUAAGAUUAUAAAACAGUGAAAACUAGUGAAGUAAAAUGGUUUUCUAAUGUACUAAACAGAGCUGGUUUCUAGUGCAUAAAGGAAGGUGUGAGUCGCCAUACAGCAAUGACCGUACCUGGGCUCAGCUGCACGCGUGUUGGCGACUAAAGCAAGCAUUUGAGUUAACGCACAAAAUACAAAAUAAUUUGAAAUGAAAGCACAAACUGUUAUACAUACAGUAAGAACAUCCUUUGAUUAAAAAUGCUAUAAGUGAAAAGUUGGUUUUAAGAUACCAGGUGUGAUGGUGCACACCUUUAAUCCCUGCACAUGGGAGGCUGAGACAGGCAGAUCUCUGAAUUCAAGGCCAGCCUGGUCUACAGAGAAAGUUCUAGGACAACCAGGGCUAUAGAGGGAAGCCUUGUCUCAAAAAAAAAACAAAAGAAAAAAAGUUUUUUCCUCAUCUUUUUUGGUGUGUGUAGAUUAAUAUUUACACCAAUUAAUAUUUCACAACCCCGUAACCCUUGCUUCCUAUCUUUUUGUUAUGAUGUGGUCUCACUAAGCAAAUCCUCCAUUUACACUUUAUAGCUAGGAUCUGGGAAUUAAUUAUCUGUAUGAAAUAAUAGUCAAAAUGAAAUGAAUUAAACAAACUGGCCAGUUUUCUAAGAAUCGUUUUAGCCACUUUGUGUUGCCAGUAUCAAAUUUAAAAUGGUUUUCGUUUAGUUAUACAGCAGCCGUUACAACUGUAAGCCAGAAGUGUCCAUGCUUCAUCCUUCAACAACUUCCCUUUAAUACUGUUCAGCUUUCAUGAAGCUUCAUCCCACUUAUAGAAAAAGACAUUUAGGAGGAAAUACCUGGUUUAUAUAAUUUAAAAGAAUGAUUGAUGCCAUCUGCACCAGGCCAGAUUAAGGACUACAGCAUCUGAAGGUUUCAGGAGUUCUAAGUGACUUUUAAGUUAAUGUUGCUAGUAAGAAAACAAACAUGUAAAAAGUUAAGUUAGAAGUAAGGUUUUCAAAUAUGGAAAUAUAUUAAGAAACCAGGGAGGGAAGAGUUGUCAUUUAAAAUCUCAGUCCUUGACUAGCAACCCUCUCCUUUCCGAUCCACCUUCAGUGCUAGAAGAGGCCCUACAGGGAAUGAGCUACUCUGUCUGCCGUGCACACAUCCAUCCUCAGGAAACCAAGGCUUAAAGAAGUUGUGAAAUAAGGUCCAUAACUAAGAAGCAUAGCCAUAAUCAAACCUUGUCUCUAGUCAGAUGCGUAUUAAUGCUCUGUUGCCUCCUGUUAGCCAUACUUAAGUAAAUAUGGUAUUUUCCAUAUCUGUAACUUGUUUGUUUCUGGUCUCGUAGUUGGUGACCACAUUAAAAAAAAAAGUAUUAACUCCAUAAAAAAGGUAAAAUAAUAUAGAUGGGGAUGUGUUCAAAAUGUAGGUAUCUGUUAUAGCACAUUAUUCUUUUCUAAUUUAUGCCUUAUGAAUUUUCUACCACAUAACAGUUAUAUGCUGCCAUGUUAUUUGUAUUUGUGGGGAUUUGUUUAAAUAUAAAAUAAACCCAAUGAACUUACUUUGAUCAGUGUUUCUAACUAUUUGAAAGUGAUUUUUGAGUCAUUCAGUUUUUAGUCACCAGAGGUAGGUAACAUACACUGUGGGGGAUUUGAAAAUAAAGAUGAAAUAAAUUCAAUUCCAUUAAUUUUUAAUCUAGAGACUGUUCCUUACUGUGCUUAGAGCAGAUAAAAGCAAUAUUUCUGUAUGUUAUUGAAAAAGAUUUAUAGUGAGUGUGAAGCUUACAAAUCCAUGAACAGUGACCCCUGUGUCAUUUAUAAUAUAUAUACCUUAUAAAAAUGACUCAGGUGCGGUAGUCUCAGCUAUAUAAGCUCAGUAUCUCCACCCGGUAGGUAGUCUCAGUUCCAUUUAGUAGCCUUUGGAUCUGUUAGAAUUAUUUAUUAGAUAUGAGAAUACCGAGAACUCUUUCAAAUUGUUCUUGUUUGCACUACUUUUGUGAAUACUUUAAUGCAAAGGUAUGGUUUUGCUUACCUUGCUUUAUGAGGUUUAUUUGGGUCCACUUUUGAGUACUUCAGUUGUUGGCAAUCAGCUGUCUAUUUAAUUCACUGCAUGUUCAUUUAUAAGUAAGAAUACUAGUUUCUGUCUUUAUGGCUAGGGUAACGUACUGUACAAACACUGGCAAGGAGGACCACUCCAUUUCUGAACUUGGUUACAUUAUAAAGUAAAGUUUUUUUUUAAACCAAAAGUAUAUAUAUUGUUUUUCAAUUUAAAAAAGAUUAAUACAUCAUGCUAGUGAUCAGAAAUUCUACAGGAAUCUUAGUGCAGCUUUUCUGUACUGUGGUAUGUUAAGCAUUUGGAACAGGAGGUUUUCUUUUUUAAGCUUAAUGACUACUGUUUCAACAAGUGAUUGAAAAUUAGCUAUUUGACAAAUACUCUAAAAAAUAGAAUAUUUGCCAGAUUAUAUAAACAUGGAAUACAGUGUAAAGUAAUGCUAAUAAAAUCAUGAGUCAUCAGAUUGGUACAAUUUUCCAUGCAAAUGUGGUAAGACAAAUUUUAGUAUUGUUUAUAUUGUAUCAAUCUGAUGGCUAUAUCACCCUGGUACUGAGCUAUAUAGGAACUAUGUAUAUUCAUAUAGGAGGUACAACCCAGCCUCUUGUCCUUGUAGGUGCAUUGACUAACCCUAACCUCAUAAUGACAAAAUUUUGCAUUUUUUUCUCCAGUAUUUUUGUAAUAUUAGCCAUUUGUCCUGUGAUAAACAUAUACAACACCAAAUAAUUCAGGAUACAGUUUCACAGAAAUCUAGGAAUGAUGUGAAAUAACUGGCAGCAUAGUGCAGAAAGAGUUUCUAUGUUUUGUUUCUGAACUUUGAGAAGAUGGGUUUGUAAUGUUUACAAAUUAAGUUGUAUUCAUAUGUCUGAUGUUGUACUACUGCAUUAGUACGGUUUUACCAAAAAGUAGAAUUAAGUGUAUUUGAGGUGUAAAUAAGUCUUUAAAAAAAAUUGUGUAUCUGGAGGUAGGUCUAACAGAUCUUUUUAUUUACAAAGAGAAAAGAAGCUAAUUGGAUAGUCUAUCCCCAUCUACAGGAUUGCUAUGUGGCUUGCUGUAUUUGAGUGCAAACAGUUCAGUGUUAAUCAUAGCAGAAGACAGUUUUACAUCAUCAUCAAUUUACAAAAUUUACCAAAGAAAAGGUUACUGACCAAAAUUAUUUUUAAAGCACCUGUUAAGGAACGUGCUUCCUUUAAUGUAAUGAUUGCUUUCUAAGCCUGAAACAAAUACUGACACAUUAUUUGAACUGGAAAACACAUAUAUAGUAAAUAGAUAUACAAGAUUCUAUUUUUCCCUACAUCAAUAAGAUGUCAAUACUCCAAUAAAAGUACCAAUUAAAAAAUAAGUCUUAAUUUUAUUCCUUAUAACAUAUUUUUAUUAAAAUUGAGGAUUUUGCUUAUCAGUAUUGAAUAUAAAGGGGGUAACUCCUGAAGUUGGUAUGUUGUAUAUUGUGAGUUUAGAUAAACUUAUAGGGGAAAUUAUUGAAAGGGUACCCCUCAAUGGGCAAUGGCAUUUAUUUCUAGUGUAAUAUUAGCUAAACUGGUAUGGCUAGUUUACAUUGAUUUGUGUAUGUAUUUGCUCUUGACUGCUUUUUGUCUUUGUAUUUAAAACAUGAUUGGGUUAAAGGAAGCUAAAAUAUUUGCUUCUAAAAUAUGUAGGCCAAAAACAUCUGAAGGGUUUAAGCUAUUUAAUGAUAUCUUAAAUCAUGAAACAUAGUUGGGUUUUUAAACUGCUGUUCCACAUUAGUAACACAUUACUGUUAAUAAACAUUGGACUUGGCAUGGUGGCACAUGCCUUUAACAGGGAUUAACAGACAGAUCUCUUGAAUUCAAGGCCAGCCUAAUCUACAGAGUUGAGUUCCUGGGCAGCCAGGGCUACAUGGUGAAACCUGUCUCAAAACAACAAACAAAAAUGUAUUGCUCUUGGGAAGAGAAGAUUGGCUUUCAAAUAAUGACUGAUAAUGCUUUGAAUUUUUUAAAAUUUUAUUAUCUAAGUAGAAUGCAAAGAUAUGUUCAAUGUGGUGUUAAAAAUAUUAGUAUGAAAUUCAUCCGUGUCUUAUACUGGAUCUUUUUGGUUCUUCUAAAAACUAGGCUUGGCUUUACAUUUAGUUUAAAAUUGGUUAAAUGAAACUGCUUUUACAGUGCAAGGAUUUUACUACCUUGGCUGUCUGUAAUGUGAUUUCUGUAACAGGUAAACAGACUACCCCACUUACAUUAUUUGUUUCAUAAAAGGAUAUAUUAGAUCAGCCUGUUGUUGUUUUUAACCAUCAAUUUAUAGCUUAGUAUAAACUUCCCAACUGUUGAGAGGAUUCUGCUGGUGAAAAGUCUAGGCAGGAGUGUAAAAAGAAUGAUCUUAUUGACAGACGUCCUUUCAAUUUAGGACUAGUGGAAAAAUCUUUUUUCCAGAGCUGAAGAAAAAAAUGCACACGUAAGAUCCUAUGUAUUGGUGCAUGUGAGCCAUUGUCUUGUCUUAUCCAAUGGAUUGAUGCUGUUAAUAGUUGACAUGUGAAGUGUGUCACUGUUAAACUUGUAAAUAUCUGCCAGAGGUGAAAAUAUUUUAAGUUAUUGUAAAUAAAGAUGUAUAAAAUCCAGUAUCAGUCUGCAAUGCAGAAGCAUAACAUCUCAGAUGUUAAAUAUUGUGUCUUUUCAGGGAUGUGUUAUUUCUCCCUUGAUGUAUCUAGCUACAUUAAGAAUGUAAAUUUUCUUUUGUACAGUAUAAAAAUACAGCUUUAUUUGCCUUUUAA
This is a messenger RNA of Psammomys obesus (fat sand rat), 8760 nucleotides long. It is a transcript of the gene Hycc2, whose product is annotated as hyccin PI4KA lipid kinase complex subunit 2. Lineage: Eukaryota; Metazoa; Chordata; Mammalia; Rodentia; Muridae. The transcript has 13 exons. Gene Ontology annotation, biological process: protein localization to plasma membrane; phosphatidylinositol phosphate biosynthetic process. Gene Ontology annotation, cellular component: plasma membrane. The record is from RefSeq and is a predicted model, not a curated record. Bases 281 to 2017 code for a protein of 578 amino acids.